This is a messenger RNA of Culex pipiens pallens (northern house mosquito), 3635 nucleotides long. RefSeq lists its product as uncharacterized. The transcript has 3 exons. Lineage: Eukaryota; Metazoa; Arthropoda; Insecta; Diptera; Culicidae. Bases 1304 to 2911 code for a protein of 535 amino acids. The record is from RefSeq and is a predicted model, not a curated record.
GACCGACCGGGGUUUUCGGAAGAAGAAGAAGAACAAGAAGCACAGAGACUAAUUUUCUGUGUCAGUAGGUUUCCUGCCGCGGGAGAUGAUGUCUUCUUCCGAAUAGUCGAUGUCUUCGUAGUGGUGCAAGGGUGACGGUGAGAGAAUUAGGGAAUCCCCUCGCUGCUCCGUAAAGGAGGAGUUGUGUGCGGUCCUCCAGACUAUCGAGGAGUUCAGCUGGAGUCAAGAUUCAAAGGUUCAGGAUUUGAAGUUUGCGAGCGUGAGUUCGACCAGCCGUCACCGCUUGAGUUCCUCACCAACCUGCACUGCGCAUGUCCACCCGAGCGUCCCCCCACCCCGCGUUGUAUUUCCGGCGGUUCGGCUGCCCGAUUCCUUCGCCGCUGUGUGUGCAACUAGGCUACGGUGGCACUGGGCUAUCCAUCCUGCGUAACGUUCGGCGCUGACGUCACGACCUGCGGGGAACUCACCCGAAGUUCGGUCGGUUUGGUUCGGUCGGUCCGCACGCCAGCAACCACGCUCGACGUUCCGGAUCGGUCCCAACAGAACGUAGCAAAGCUUCAGUCGGUGCGGUCGUAACACCACAGCGCAAACGGGCACCCAAACGAGGCGAGCGAUUCAAAGAAGAAGGGGGACACAUACCGUCGUCUAAGGGGCACCACUUCCAGCGGAGUCAGUGUCCGAGGAAACUUCCGGCGCGCCAAACUCGUUAAAGUCGGUGUGUUGUGUGUUCUGUCGUUGCAGGUCGCGUCGAAUGCGUAACGAGGUGUCGGUGUCGAGUGUGUAUGCAUUCAGGCGCAAUCCAAGUGAAGAGUGCCAUCUGGUGGCGAAUCGCUGCUUAAAGUGAGUGCGAAGCAAGCUGAAACCGAAAUCAAAGAAGCAAGGCUUUAAGAAUCGUGUCGUGGUGCGGUGAAGGUAAAGGAAGGAGGAGGUCGUGUCGCGUCGAGAAUCUCGUCGUCGCCGCCGUGGUGUGUUUUUGUAACAGUUUUUUGUAAGAAAAGGUGGUCGCACUGCAGCAAUUCCGAGAGUUUAGUUUUGUACGAAACGUGUGGAGAACACACUUUUUAAAACGAGAGUUAAAGUUGAUGUGCGUGUGUGCUAGAGUUUACCAGUUUUUAGCUUCAUCAAAGUCUAGUGAAAGUGUUUAUUUUUCUACCUCUCCCAGUCCCGUUUGUAAAGAGUAGAGUUCAUAGUAUCGAAAGUUAUCAAUGUUAUCAAGCGUUCAGCACUACUCGUAAUUUAAGCGUUGUAAGGACUCUCAGUAAACAGACUUGGUGGUAGCUUAAGGAAGAGACUCUCGCUACCAAUGGGUGACUUUCUGUACGGUGGUUCGGUGCUGGCGAACGAUUCGUGCGUGUCCAGCCAGUCGCUGCUGGAUACGUUGAGCAUCAACAACCUGCUGAACAUCAAGCACCUGACAAACGGUUCGAACGUCGUUGGGGCGGGAGCUGGAGGCGGUCUUAGCCCAUCCGUAGCUUCGGAACCUUCAUCCAACAGUCCAAAUUCGUCGUCGCUGGUUGAUCCGUGUGACAACAACAACAGUUGCCAAAAGUUGGGCAAGAAGCCGGACGAGCAGGGUCUGUUGAUAACGGGAACGGGUCCGAUGGCUGCGUCCAACAACUCGAACAUUCCAACCAUUUCCAGCGCCGCAAUGUCCUCGGAGGUCGCGGCCAGUGUCGUCAACACCCUAUCGUCACUGCAGCUGUCCGCGGCGCAGCAUUCCGACGAUGAUACGUCGACGUCCUCGCUGCUAAACGGCGGAUCCAUAGCUUCCCCGAUCGCCUCCAUGAACAACAACAACAACAACCCGAACGCAGCCAACAACAAUCUGCUGAUCGAGAACUCCGACCUGCACCUGUCAAGUGCCGCGGAAGAGCUCAGCCUAAAGGGCGCCGACCUGAGCUGUCUCGGAGUGACUUCGUCCUCCUCCCACAUGGUCCUACCCCCGAACGGUGGACUCAACUUCGGAACAACCCCGGAUCACGCCAGCAGCCCCUGGUCCACGAGCAUAGACGAAGCCACCAGCUCGCACCUCUCGAUCAACGGGCUCAGCGCGUUCCAGAACUUCUCCAGCAAUCAUCUCUACAACGGCGCCGCCGUGGCCGCUGCCGCUGCCGCAGCCGCCGCACAACAGCAACGCCGUGCCAUCACCGCAUCGCACGGUGGAUUCCAUCACGGCCUGUCCCCAACCAACACCAACCCCAACCACAUGCUCCAACAACAGCAACAACAACAACACCCCAACCAAUCCCAACAACAAAACCAGUUCAAGAACUCGUACCCAACCUGGUCCAACCCCGCCCCGUCCGGCCCCUGGUCCCAACAACCCCAGCACCCCCAACAACAACAACCACAACCCAACCCGAUGAACUCCUGGAACCGCGGCCGUUCCGUCCCCAACAACAUGAACCUGGGCAACGGCCUCACCGGAUCCCUGCACGGUCCCCGCAAACCCCAGCACAACCAAGCCCUGUCCCCGUACGGAAACCACGGAAUCCACCAACAGCAACAGCAACAACAAUCCCAACAGCAACAACAUCUUCAGCAAUCGCUCUCGAUGGCCGGGUCGAACCUGAUCAACUCGCCCUCCAAGUACCGUCGGAGCACCUCCUACUCGGGCAAGUCCGGAAUGGGGGGCGGUGUUGGUGGUAACGGUGGAAACAACGGCUUCGGAGGGCCACUCGAUGUGGUUCAGCAGCUGGAUGAUAGCCGGGAUCCGUUCCUGUCGGCGUACCAGGACCGCACCGGAUUAAACAAUGGAUUAGAUAUGCGUUCGCUCGAGCACUGCCUCAGCGACAUCAUGCGGAACGUAGGCGAAGCUUCCCAGCCGGAUCAUUUGAAAGGAUUCCUCAACUGCAACACAAACACACUCCAAUCCUUGGCCCAGCUACAUGGUAAGUUUAUUCAAAUAUGAAACCUACUACUAAUAACACUCACCUUUACCUGAAAACAAAACAAAACGACUCCUGUAUAAGUGCGUUCGAUAGAUGUUAUCACAAAAUUCCAACAAAAACCCCAAUCCAUUAGGCAAAGUGGCUUACCGAAACAGACAACUACAGCCAUUCUAAAGCCAUUUUAUCGCUCAAACAGAUACUCACACGAACGCACAAAGCAGCACCUGCCCAUUAGAAAAUUGUGUUCGAUGUACCCUUUGCCGAAGUGCGUUCAAUAAUCGUAACAAUAAAAAACUACAACACACCCAUUACUGCGCCACUCCUCAUUCAGACAAUGUGAACAAUCGCACUCACAGUUGUGAGGUAUGUCUGCAUUGUUUAACACCCAUACUAUUCGAUUCGAAGUUAAGUGGGUCUGGUUGAAAUGAAUAUAAAAAAAAAGAUAAACAUAAUGCAUUCUUCACCACUGAAACUCGCCAGCGAUAGUACUCAAAAGUGAAAAUAUUUGUGUAAUUUGAGGUCAGACAGAGGGAGGGUUGCGAAAAAAAAGGGGUUUCCAAUUGAAAGGUUUCUGGCGCCCACACAAACGCACACCCCGAUCCACUUGAACUCAAACAGGUGUAAUAACAAUAACGAUGAAAAUAAUGAACUUGCAAAUGGACGCACGUCGUCCUGGCAUGUGGCGGUAAGGAAGAGUCGUGUGAGUGUUGUAACGAGUUGUUUUGGGGCAUUGAAAUUUUAAAG